Molecule: messenger RNA, 708 nt
Organism: Drosophila ficusphila
Lineage: Eukaryota; Metazoa; Arthropoda; Insecta; Diptera; Drosophilidae
Product: cytidine deaminase
Exons: 3
Coding region: 103-579 (158 amino acids)
Cellular component (GO): cytosol
Molecular function (GO): zinc ion binding; cytidine deaminase activity
Source: RefSeq, a predicted model, not a curated record
GCGAACAGCUGUGUCAGCUUUUGUGGUGGGAGUGAUAACUGAAGCUGUUUAUUUGUUAAGUUGCUUUUUCUAUUGCGAAAUAUAAGUUUACAAUCGUUGGCCAUGACACAGGUGUUCAUCAAUGGAGCAAGAGACGAGGCCAAUGUGCGGGAGUUCGAGAGCUUGGAUCCCUCGAUUAAAGAGCUCAUCCUGGCAGCCACGGAAGCCAGAAAGCAGGCUUAUUGUCCUUACAGUAACUUUGCUGUAGGUGCUGCUUUGAGGACCAGCGAUGGCACCAUUUAUUCUGGUUGCAAUAUAGAAAACGGGGCGUAUGCCACCUGCAUUUGUGCGGAGCGCACUGCAGCCGUCAAGGCCAUUAGCGAAGGCAAGCGCGACUUUGUGGCCUGUGCGGUGGUGGCCCAGCAGGAUAAUGGAUUCACCACACCCUGCGGCGUCUGCCGACAGUUCCUCUCGGAGUUCGUCAACGGCAAGGACAUCCCCCUAUACGCCGCCAAGCCAACCAAUCUCCCACUGAGGGUGCUAUGCACCAGUGUUCUCCAACUGCUGCCCAAUGGCUUUAGUUUCUCAAACGGAAAAUAAGAAAGAAAGAAUUUUACAGGGUGCAAGCCCACAGCAAUCCAUGUGCAAUAAUUUAUGUGACUCCCCCGUUUGUUGUUUUCUGUAAACCCACCCCUCGCUUUUUGUUGAUUGAAUACUUUAUACAUGGCA